Messenger RNA from Penicillium digitatum Pd1, 1461 nucleotides. RefSeq names its product Dihydroxy-acid/6-phosphogluconate dehydratase. Lineage: Eukaryota; Fungi; Ascomycota; Eurotiomycetes; Eurotiales; Aspergillaceae. Gene Ontology annotation, molecular function: monooxygenase activity; oxidoreductase activity, acting on paired donors, with incorporation or reduction of molecular oxygen; iron ion binding. The record is from RefSeq and is a predicted model, not a curated record.
AUGAAGGAGCCUGUCUUUGGCAUUUACAUUCGCGGUGUGAAGUACAAUGCUGUGGUUUCUCCAUCUAUGAUGAAGACUAUUUUAUCUGUCAAAUCUGCCGCACCACACAAUCAGGUUCUCGAUCAGGCUCUGCAAAACGUCUUUGGCGACCGCGGCCUCAUCCGCAAUCUGGAUUUGGAUCGUUACCAAGGAGUUAGCGACAAGGCUUCUACCAUUCUCAACGAAGAGGCUUUUGUCACUGAGGCUUCUUCUGCUAUUACCCGUUUGGUUCAGCGCGAUAUGCCGAACCUGGUGAGCUUUUGCCGGAGCAUUGUUGACCAAUACCCCUGGGAGCGUGGCAUCAGUGGAGUCGAAGUUCCCGAUGAAGGGGACCAGAAAGUAUGCGAGGCCAAUCUGUUUGCACUUGUAAGCAAUUUCAUUGGUCACGUGAGUUCUGCUUUCCUGAUGGGCGAGGCGUUCGUGGAGAAUUUCCCUAAUCUCUCAGAAGACCUUGGAAGACUCGACGAUUGCUUUGCGACACUUUUCGUGGGCACUCCCCGUUGGGCCCCGCAUCCAGCGGCUUCAGCAGGGCAUGCGGCUAGUGAUCGGCUUCGCCAUAUCUUUUCAAUCUUUCAUCGAGCUUUUACUGCCUGGGACGAUGGGAUUGACCCCGGCAUUGAAUUGCGUGAUCUUGAAGAUGUUUCUGAGCUAUUCAAAGAUCGGAUGCGGACUUUUCGCAAAUUGGAACUAUCUCCAGGUGCCAGUGCUGCAGGGCACUUGUCUCUGUAUUAUGAUCUGAUUGAACACACAACCAAGAUCACCUUUUGGACAAUUACUCAUCUGUUUGCCGAACCUUCACUUCUCGAUCAAGUCCGUAAAGAGAUUGCUCCUUACAUGGUGGCUUCCAGACCAACUCGCGAGGAAACGGGGUUCCCCUUCGAUGAACCUCCUCGUCUCUCUCUAAACAUUGAAAAAGCACUCACAUCUUGCCCACUGUUUAAAGCGUGUUACUGUGAGACUGUGCGCCUUCAUUCAGCGGGAAUCUCUUUCAAGAAGUUAGGGUCCGACGUGAUACUUUCCGAGUCGGCAGAAGAAGCCGCCCAUGGUCUGACGGAGCCCCGUACAUACAAGAUUGCAAAGGGCGAGUAUAUCCUUGUACCCCACGGCGCCUACUACCAUGAUGCUCGAUACUUCUCAAAUCCGGAACAGUAUGAUCCCCUUCGAUUUCUCGUGACUGAUCCCGCAACGGGAAAACAACGGGCUGAUCUAAGCAUCCUUGCCCCCUUCGCGGAUGGAUUGUAUGGAUCUACGGACAAUGGCUUCACCGAGCGGGCUAUCUUGACUUUCACGGCUGGCAUUGUGGUCUUGUGGGACAUUGAGCCCACAAUUGGUAAAUUUCUCUCAGUUCCAGGGCACAAGACUAGCUGGGGGGCUUUCCGACCGACCAAGGAGCUGCGGGUAAAGAUGAAGUUGAGGGUAUAG